Molecule: messenger RNA, 948 nt
Organism: Nothobranchius furzeri (turquoise killifish)
Lineage: Eukaryota; Metazoa; Chordata; Actinopteri; Cyprinodontiformes; Nothobranchiidae
Gene: ndufaf4
Product: NADH:ubiquinone oxidoreductase complex assembly factor 4
Biological process (GO): mitochondrial respiratory chain complex I assembly
Cellular component (GO): mitochondrion
Source: RefSeq, a predicted model, not a curated record
GAACCUCGUCGCUCGCCGUAGACCAGGAAGUGGUUUAAAGUCAUCCACCAUGGGGGCACGGGUCGGGCGAAUGCUGCGAAAUGUCAACCUGGAAAAUCGGGCGCUUCGGGAAAUUUCCAAGGAAAAGCCAAAGGUAGCGCCCCGACAUGCGGUGAAUGUUCCUCCUCCCGCGGCCAGUCCUGACGUGACGGAGUCGGUGAAACAGAAGAGCGAGUCCCUGCAGGUCCUGCUCAGGUCCGUGUACGUGGAGUCCAGAGAUCCCGCUUCUACAGAGGCAUCCAAGGAGGCGACGGUGGGUGAGGAAGUGGAGCGGAGGCCUCUCCGCGUUAACUUCCCAGUAAAUGCGUUGGGCCUGGUGGAGCUCACAGAUGUUCCCAAAGGCAAACUAAGCCUUCCAGAAGCUCUGAAGGUCCUUGGAGGUCACCAGCACCAGCCCCAAACCUGGACGCCUGAAAAGGUCGCACAGGAAUAUUCCCUCGAGUUAAAAGACACCAGAGCUCUCCUAGAGUUUUUCAUCCCAUUUAGGAUGGAGAUCAUACCUCCCAAGACUGGAACUGCACGGCAGAUUAAGGCUUCUUAGGACUGGAGUCUUCCUGCUCACUUAUUCUUAGACUUCUGGGUUUUGCUUUGGGAGAAGAACUUGGUUUUCCAUGUGUUCCCUGUGAGUUUUGUUGGAAUUUGGAACGAUGGAAGGUUCCUAACCUAUGUGAAGGCUCAGAAAAGCUGGUAUUAACACAAGCUAGUUGGAGCUUCUACAUUGCUGCUGGAAGAGCACUCUGGUUCUUCUGUUUCAACCUGUGUGUGUCCCCUUCACAAUAACGGUUUGUGAUUUAGCUUCUUGUGUCACUCUGGAGCGGCUUCCUUUAUAACAUCAGAUUGUACAUUCAAACAUCAGGUCCGGCUCCGACUAAAUAAAAAAGUGAAACGUAAUAAAAACUGGAUUCAUUA